AUGGAUGGAUGGAUAUUUUCUUGGUUUUUUUCCUGUUGGACAUUUUUCAAAAUGGCUGUAUUGAAGAAGCAGUUGCCAGUGGUGGGCACAGCUAACCAAAAAGUUAGCUUCACUGACCAUGAAUCUCUAAACAAGGACAUGAGCAGAAGCUAAUGCUAACCAUGACGAGUGUCGUUAAUGUUCCGUGUAUUGUGGUUCAAGAACAACUGACUGGCUGGGUUUUAGUCUGGGUUUAAAGGAACUCAGGGUUUUGGCUGUUUUUCAGUUUUCUGGUAGUUUGUGGUGCAUAGAUGCUGAAAUGCUGCUUCUCCAUGAACAACAGCAGAUCUGUAGUGGAGUAAAGAUCAGGAAAACAAACGGCCUGAGGGAUGAAUAUGAAAAUGUUUAUACUUGUAUCCACACUUGAGUAAUUUUUACAGUAAAUGUUCAUCUAUCAGGAUAUUUAUGCGACAGGGUUCAGAGGCAGCCGGUCUCCUCUGCCAGAGGCUCAGGUGUUAGUCCUGAACUGGUUUCAUUUCUGGUGGGUUUGAAGGAAGCUGGGACAGGUGGACCGGUGGACAGGUGGGUCCUGCAGGGCACCUGGGUUCGGAUAGUCUGUUAUCUUUGACCGUCAGAAAAGAAUCAGGAGGUUCUGGACUCCACCGUUCGACGAAAACAGCGCCACCAUGCAGUUACUGUCCGCUCAGUGGUCACAGCAGGUACUGCAGCUGCAGCGCCGCUCCGCACGGCCGCUCACUGCGCACGCGCAAUGAGAUGAAUGGCCGCUGCACCUGUCAGUCCACCAGGAUGUGUGGCGGACAAAUCCUCGGCCGUUAAUCCAAGCUCGGUUCGGUCAUCGGAGGAGGCUCCCACCGUGGCAUGCUGAGCGGACCGGAGCGCUCCGUCUGACCGUCCGGACCCAGCCUCCCCCGGGGCCGCCCGCCUCCUCACCCCGACUGCAGAGCCUCAGACCCCCGCUGCUGCCGAGCUGAGGCUGCGUGAAGCUCCGUGAAGCUCCGGGCGCGUCCAUCCUGACUGCAAUGGGAUGCUGCGGGAGCGCGGAGCGGACAAAGAGAGAAUGGAGACCGCUGGAGGACCGGAGCUGCACCGACCUGCCCUGGUUCCUGCUCUUCACCGUCUUCUGCGUCGGCAUGGGCAGCAUCUGUGGCUUCACCAUCGCCACUGGCGGCGCCGCUCGCCUCAUCUUCGGCUACGACAGCUACGGCAACACCUGCGGCCGGCGUAACGAGCGGAUCGAAGGCGUGCAGCUGAGCGGGCUGGACCACACCGACAGGAAGUUCGUCUUCUUCCUGGAUCCCUGCAACAUCGACAUCGUCCAGAGGAAAAUCAAGUCCAUGGCCCUGUGUGUGUCCCUGUGCCCCCCUGAGGAGCUGAAGACCCACCAGGACCUGAAGAGGUUCGCCAUGACCAAUGGUUCGGAUCUCUGCUCCUAUGAGUUGCCGGCUCAUCGUUACCCGGCGCUACCGGAGCGAUUCUCCAGGUGUCCCAAGCUUCCCGUCCCCCGCAGCAAGCCGCUGCCGCUCUUCAACCGCUGCACGCCGGUGGACGUGUCGUGCUACGCCCGGUUCGCCGAGGCGGUGGUGACCUUCGUGGGCGACAGCAGCGUCCUGCAUCGCCUCAUCGCCGGCGUCGCCGCCAGCAAAGAGAUCAUCGUCGGACUCUGUGUCCUCGCCUUAGCGCUGUCCAUGGUCCUGAUGGUGAUUAUCCGCUACAUCUCGGCCGUGCUGGUCUGGAUCCUCACCUCGCUGGUGGUGCUGGGCUCCCUGGCGGGGACCAGCGUCCUCUGGUGGCUCUACAUUGACCACCGGCUGUACGCCAACGACACGUCCUCCAAGGACCCCAAGGAGGCCAAACAGGAGGCACCGGAGGGGCAGCGGGACGGCGGCCAGGCGCUGCUGGUCUACGCUGCCGCCGCCACCAUUUUCACCAUAAUCCUGCUGCUGCUGAUGCUCUUCAUGCGGAAGCGCGUGGCGCUCACCAUCGCUCUGUUCCACGUCGCAGGAAAAGUCUUCAUCCACCUGCCGCUGCUCACCCUGCAGCCCUUCAUCACCUUCCUCGCCCUGCUCCUCUUCUGGGUCUACUGGAUCCUGGUUCUGCUCUUCCUGGGAACCACCGGGAACCCGGAGCAGAACGAGGAGACGGGCUUGACGGAGUUCCGGCUGACGGGCUCGCUGCAGUACCUGACCUGGUACCACGCCGUGGGUCUGGUCUGGAUCAGCGAGUUCAUCCUGGCCUGCCAGCAGAUGACCGUGGCUGGCGCCGUUGUCACCUACUACUUCACCAGGGAUAAGAACCGGCUGCCGGUGACGCCCAUCCUGUCGUCGGUUCUGAGGCUGGUCCGGUACCACCUAGGAACCGUUGCUAAGGGGUCCUUCAUCAUCACGCUAGUGAAGGUCCCCCGCCUCGUCUUGAUGUACGUCCACAACCAGCUGAAAGGACGGGAGAACGUGUGCGCCCGCUGCCUGCUGAAGUCCUGCAUCUGCUGCCUGUGGUGUUUGGAGAAGUGCCUCAACUACCUGAACCAGAAUGCAUAUGCAGCCACUGCCAUCAACAGCACCAGUUUCUGCACGUCGGCCCGGGACGCCUUCGUCAUCCUGGUAGAGAACGCGCUGCGGGUCGCCACCAUCAACGCCGUGGGAGACUUCGUGCUCUUCCUGGGGAAGGUCCUGAUCAUGACAUGCACAGCAUUCGCCGGCGUCCUGCUCCUCAACUACCAGCGGGACUACGCCGAGUGGCUGCUGCCGCUCAUCAUCGUCUGCCUCUUCUCCUUCCUGGUGGCCCACUGCUUCCUGUCCAUCUUCGAGAUCGUGGUGGACGUCCUGUUCCUGUGCUUUGCCAUCGACACCAAGUACAACGACGGCACCCCUGGGAAGGAGUUCUUCAUGGACAAAGCUCUGAUGGAGUUCGUGGAGAGCAGUCGGCGGCUGGAGCGAGCGGGCGGACGUGGGCGGAGCCGGGUGAAAGAGGCGGCGUCGGAGGGGGCGGAGAUGAAGCCCAUGAAAUACGUUGACCUUCGACCCGAGUCCUAGUGCCCAGCUGGUUCGGCCUCUUACUGGGACCAAACCAGUCCACCAGACGGAACUCAGGGCGGUUCUGGCGCCGGUUCUUUGGACCUUCACUCCAUCAGAAGUGCUCCGACUCGGUCCGGUUCCCUCCGGAGGCGGAGCCUGGUCAAGCCCCGCCUCUGAGGCCUUUUCCCAUCAUGCACCUCAGCGGGGAGCCUGCAGGGGGAGCUGCUGAGCCGCUAAUUGCACUAAAGAUGGAGUUCCUGCAGCGCCGGACGGACGGACGGACGGAGUUCGUAGAUCAGAUUCACCUGAACGCAUCGUGGCCGCUGUUGUCGGGCAGAUUAGCUUCAGGAGCUGAUCAGUUUCACUCCAACACCAACAGAGCGGGUCGGUACCGGCCCGUUCUCAUGAAGGAGAACCACGCAGAGGCCAGCAUCAUUUCAAAAUAAAACAGGAAGUCAUCAUGACAGGGUUUCUACACUUCCGGUUUCUACACAAUAAAAGUCAGAAAAAUGUUGGAGUUUCUACACUUUUAUCUAAAAUAUAAUAAAAUAAAUAUUUAAUUAGUUUUUAGUGGCUUUGGUUUUACUGCUGUUCUAAUCUGGACCAGCGGUUCUGAUCCGGGUCGGCUUUAGAUGCCACAUAAUCUGUUAAAUCUGCUAUUAAUAAAACAUUUCCAACUUAAAACCUGAUUCCCUUCCUGGUCUGAGGAGCCGCUAAUAAAACCAACAUGGAAACAUUUUGAAACGGAAAGCAGGAGGAACCCAGUCAUGAUCAGAACAUCAGGGUUCUGAUCGGAUCAGGAAGGAACCGGUGCUGAUCCAAAAACCAGAAAAAAGGCAACAAAACGUUUCUGUUGGAGGAAAACUCUUCAGCCUCCAUCCGACCAAUCACAGCACAGGCUCCGCCCACUGAAGAUGAGCGAGGCUCAGAGAGGUUCCGGUUCUGGAACUGGAGUCAAACAUCCGCAGAACAAACUGUUCUGCCUGGAAACCAUCCGAACCGAACCGGACCGACCAGGUCCAAGUGUGCUGAUGGGUCCGGAUCGGUUCGGAUCACCUGGAUCAGGCCGGCAGCCUGGAGUCCAGGUGCAGCUUCCGGUUUGUGUUCUGAGUUCCGGACUAGAGCGUCUCCGCGCCUCGCCGCCAUUUUCCUCAGACUGUUUGCAGCUGAAUCUCGUCCCGCAGCCAGUUGCCGUUUGUGAAGUUGCCCAAAAAGAACAGCAAUGAUUUGCUGUGUUCACAGAGUUAUGAAUGACACGGAUUCACCAUGUCAGCCAUAUUCAGUUUAUUGGUUGAUUCUUCAACGUUUUUACUCCAAAUGUUGAUUCAUUUUAAUCUGAAUUGUUUUCUGAACCAGCAGGAAGUUGAUCCAGAAACUGAAAGGAAUCGAUGAUGAAAAAAACUACUUGGGCGACGAAAGCCCAGUUUUUCUCUUGAUACGUCACUUCCGCUUAACGGCAAGCCAAUUUGCACAUUAACUAAUAUUUCACUACGAGGAAAAUAAACAGGAAUAAAAUUACAAACAUCAAACUGAUAGAAAA
This is a messenger RNA of Poecilia reticulata (guppy), 4551 nucleotides long. It is a transcript of the gene slc44a1b, whose product is annotated as solute carrier family 44 member 1b. Gene Ontology annotation, molecular function: transmembrane transporter activity. Gene Ontology annotation, cellular component: membrane. The record is from RefSeq and is a predicted model, not a curated record. NCBI's taxonomy places the organism in Eukaryota, Metazoa, Chordata, Actinopteri, Cyprinodontiformes, Poeciliidae. Gene Ontology annotation, biological process: transmembrane transport.